Molecule: messenger RNA, 1285 nt
Organism: Caenorhabditis elegans
Lineage: Eukaryota; Metazoa; Nematoda; Chromadorea; Rhabditida; Rhabditidae
Gene: F35C5.3
Product: Flocculation protein FLO11-like
Exons: 11
Coding region: 8-1192 (394 amino acids)
Source: RefSeq, marked reviewed
AAGUAAUAUGAAGCUGUCUCUAGUCUUUCUUUUAUUCGUGGCAUUUGCCAAAUCUGCGGAUACAGCACCUGUGGAUUUCAAUAAAAUUUUUGUAACUUUCGUCGAAGAACUGAUGGACGCAAUAAACCAGCUUAUUCUUGAGCAGAUGGGAGCAAUUAGGCCAUCGACAACUCCUCUUCAGUCUAUUCCGCCAAUAACUGCGACCGAUGCUCCCACGACAGCUGACACUACAGCAGAGCCUACCAAAGCCCAUGAGACCACUGUAGCCCAGGAAGCUACUUCCGAGGGUGCUGAGACUCAUGAGACUACUGUAGGACAAGAUACUACUGUAAGAAGUGGCGAAUCGCAGGAGACUACUGUAUCUCAGGGGACUACUGUAUCACAGGAGAAUACUGUAUCGCAGGAGACUACUGUAUCGCAAGAUACUACUGUAUCUCAGGAGACUACUGUAUCACAGGAUACAACUGUAUCACAGGAUACUACUGUAUCACAGGAGAGUACUGUAUCGCAGGAGACUACUGUAUCGCAAGAUACUACUGUAUCGCAGGAGACUUCUGUAUCGCACGAGACUAAUGUAUCACCGGACACAACUGUAUCACAGGAAAGUACUGUAUCGCAGGAUACUACGGUAUCGCAGGAGACUACUCUAUCGCAGGAGACUACUGUAUCACAGGAGACUACUGUAUCACAGGAUACUACUGUAUCACAGGAGACUACGGCAUCACAGGAUACAACUGUAUCACAGGAUACUACUGUAUCACAGGAUACUACUGUAGUGCCGCAGGAGACUACUGUAGAAGCAACCAAAGCUUCUGAAGCUACUGAAGAGAACGGGACUACUGCUGUGACUCCUGGAGAAUCGGACCCUUGCGACACUACGGAAGCACCUACUGGAGGAUCAACAGUGGGAGAAUCGGAGCCUUGUGAUACUACGGAGGCAUCAGAACCAACUGGUCAUACGGACCAGGCGGAAACAGUAACCGAUCCAGCGUCCCAGGCGACGGCUUCUGCUACGAUUAUUGGUGGUGUAGAUCAGACUGGUAGCACUAAUUUGGAAGCCACAACGGAGCAGAUCUGCAAACAUCCGACAAAAGACAGCGAGGAAGAGAAGACUGAUGAAAACAAAGACGAAAAGACGACAAGAGCGGGGACAAACGUGCACCGGCCAGAAAGAGAAGAUAUAUUAAAGUGAGAGGAGGGAGACAUUUCUAAAUUCUAAUUUCCUGUCCUUUGUCCAUUUCAAAUGAAACGUGUUCUUGUUCUUGGAAUGAUUCACAUGAUAAAU